CUCGUAUCUUAGAUGUAUCAUUGAUUUAGUCAUCAAUUUUUAAAUUCCUUUAACUUACGUUACAUGAUUUUAUUUAUACAUUAAAAAUAUAAUUCUUUUUUUAUUUUUAUUUGAGAAUAAAUAACUAAAUAAUGUCGGUUAAAGAAGUUUUAAACGAAUCGCAAUUUCAAGAAGAACUUAAUUCAAACGGUGUAAAAUUAAUAGUGGUCGACUUCUCUGCAACUUGGUGUGGGCCAUGCAAACGCAUUGCUCCAAUUUUUGAUGAAUUAGCUCGCAAAUAUGACCGUGCCGUUUUUUUAAAAGUAGAUGUAGACAAGUGUCAAGAAACUGCAGCUUCACAAGGUGUUUCAGCUAUGCCAACUUUCAUAUUCUAUCGUAAUAAAAUACGUGUAGCUAAAAUUCAAGGUGCUGAUGUUCAAGCAUUAGAAGCAAAAAUUAAACAAUAUUAUGAUGCUUCAUGUGCAGCUGCUGGUGAAGAUAGUGGAGUACCAGGGCAAAUUGAUUUAAGUUCUUUCAUCAUGAAAAAUCAGUGUGAAGCUUUAAAUGAUGCUGACGAUCACCCAUUAGCAGCAUUACUUGAAGGUCGUGGGUACAUGGAAUCAGAUUGUGAUUCACAACUCAUUGUAUCACUAGCAUUCACACAAGCUGUUAAAGUACAUUCUAUAAAGGUGAAAGCCCCUAAAGAUAAUGGACCCAAGCUGUUAAAAAUAUUUAUUAAUCAACCUAAUACUUUAGACUUUGAUGCUGCUUCAAGUAAUUUACCUACUCAGGAAAUUGAACUAAAACCAGAUGAACUUGAUGGUAAAGUGGUCAAUCUUAUGUAUGUGAAAUUUCAAAGUGUUCAUAAUUUACAAAUUUUUGUGAUUAACAACCAGACCGAUGAAGAAAUUACAAGAAUAGAUAAUUUGAGUAUAAUUGGAUUACCUAUUUCUACAACUAAUAUGGGAGACUUUAAACGUAUUGCUGGAAAAGUUGGAGAAGCUCAUUAAAAAUAAUGUGAAAUCAAUUAUAUAAGUGGCCACUAUUUAAUACCAGAUUAAUAAUAACUACUGCUAUUUUUCUACCAAAUAGAUAUCUCAUAAUUAAAAGAAAAUAUUUAUAUAUACAUUAGAAAUAAAUCACAAUUUAUGAGGAA
Daktulosphaira vitifoliae (grape phylloxera) is the source of this 1135-nucleotide messenger RNA. RefSeq names its product thioredoxin-like protein 1 (gene Txl). The coding region runs from base 132 to 989 and encodes 285 amino acids. The transcript has 2 exons. The record is from RefSeq and is a predicted model, not a curated record. Lineage: Eukaryota; Metazoa; Arthropoda; Insecta; Hemiptera; Phylloxeridae.